AUGGCCGACGCCACACCAGCAGCACCCGUCGUCUUCAAGAAGCGCGCAGGACGAGCCAACCUCAAGAAACGCGCCGCAACCCCUCCCUCAGCCUCCGACUCCGAGUACAGCAGCUCCGAAGACGAGCACGGCGCACGCGUAAAACGACGUCGCAAAGGCGGCAUCACAACCUCCACAUCCGCCAUCACCAAACCCACUCGCGAUCUAGGCAAAAGCACACAAUUUGCCGGCGACCGCAGUGCAGCAAUUACAAACUUGGACGAUGCGACAAAGACGAGUAAUUGGUUCCAUGCCGAUGAAGCUGCCAGAGCUGGCCAACAACAAGAAGAGAAUGUAGACAAAGAUGGUACCUACAAGGGCGCNAAAGGCUAUGGAAACUUUAUACAGAAGAAUCCUGAUAAGUUAGGAAAGAGUGUUGGGCCGGUCAAGGCACCGACGAAUAUGCGUAUGAUCACACUCGUCGACUUUGCGCCUGAUGUGUGCAAGGACUACAAGCAGACUGGAUUCGUAAGCUGCAAAUUCCUCCACGCAAGAGAAGACUACAAACAAGGCUGGCAACUCGACAAAGAAUGGGAAAAGGCAGGAAAGUCAAAACANAAAGGCACCACCGUCGCCUCUGCAAACCGUUCAGGCACAGACCAAGCCGAAGACUCUGACGACGACGAAGAAGUCAANGAGUUGGAAAAGAUNCCCUUUGCGUGUAUUAUCUGCAAGGAACCUUAUAAGAGCCCCGUGGUCACUAAAUGUGGCCAUUACUUCUGUGAGGCUUGUGCGUUGAAGAGGCAUAAGAGUAAAGGUGGCAAGCAGUGUGCCAACUGUGGUGCUGAUACAGGUGGUACAUUCAAUGUGGCCAAGAACUUGAGGAAGUUGUUGGACAAGAAGCGGGAGAGGAUUCGCAAGAGGAAGGAAAAGGCGAGGGAGAAUGGAGAGGAGGUUAGCAGUGAUGAAGAAAAGUGA
Molecule: messenger RNA, 957 nt
Organism: Aureobasidium musti
Lineage: Eukaryota; Fungi; Ascomycota; Dothideomycetes; Dothideales; Saccotheciaceae
Source: the annotation of a GenBank genome assembly